Messenger RNA from Pseudogymnoascus destructans, 2299 nucleotides. RefSeq lists its product as uncharacterized. Bases 156 to 1874 code for a protein of 572 amino acids. The record is from RefSeq and is a predicted model, not a curated record. The transcript has 3 exons. NCBI's taxonomy places the organism in Eukaryota, Fungi, Ascomycota, Leotiomycetes, Thelebolales, Thelebolaceae.
GGUAUGAUUUUUAACCAUUGAAAAUUCAUCAAGAAUAUAGAUUUUGGAAGGAAAUCCAAUCCACUGGAAUUGUACGUUAAGUUGUUUGGAAUACAGCUCAUCCACGUGGGGUAGUGCUGUUUCUGAGACCUUUCGAGGUCCGUCCGUUGUUGGCAAUGGCCUCUCUUCCGCCUGAUGUUAUGAACAUGAUAUGUGAAGAGCUGGCAAACCGUCGCGAUUUCGGGACCCUCUUUCAUCUUUGUCUGUCAGGGAAACAGAUGGCAGGAGGUGCAUUGUGGUGGUUGUAUAGAAUUCAUACGCAUACGUCCAUUAGAGGCGGGGAAAGCAAUGAAGAUGAAAUGUCGAGAACAGGUGAAUUUAAAGAGACGAGCAUUGCCGCACGUGAAGCCCAGCAGAGGUUGACAGUAUCCCAAUGGGCCUUGCAGUGGAGAUCAAUUAUUUUGUCAAGUCUUGGAAGGACUGUUUACCCAUACUGCCUCUACAUACAAUCUCUUGACCUUCGGAACUUGGUUGACCUUCUUGAGGAUAAUAUUUUUCAGGGGAACUUUCAAGAUAUGUUCUUCUCGUCGCUCCCGUCGUUCGGCGAGACGCAAAUUAAUACCAGAAUCCUGAGGAGCAAAGGAAAGGGGCGCACGCCGAUUAAUAUCCGCCUUUUCAUAAAUUCGGUGGGAGAUUCCAUAUCCAAAUCCGUUGGGGACUCGGCCAAUCUGCUUGGAACUACGGCGGCGCUGAACGCCAUUGACCUCUCUGGGAAUAUAGACCCGGUUGCAUUUCCUACAUGGCUUGGAAGGCUUUCGAGGCUCGAAUCCAUGGCCUUGUGGGAUGGCACUGUUCUUAACAGACAGGCCGGCGAGAUUAUACACAAACACUGCCAAAAUUUCAAGAGUCUGAGUAUCUACACUUGUCAUGGAGACAAGGUCGAUUUUAAUUUGGCUAGUUUCCUUGAUGCUUUACCUAAGAACACGCUGAAAUCUCUUCGCGUAUUCAGUUAUAAUGAUAUCGCCGGGAAAACAUUCCAGGCACUAAACCAGCACAGGGAGUCCCUCGUCGACCUUACCCUUGGCAAUCUGAAAGCCCCGGCAAUCAGGUCCCUAUCGGUGCUCAAAGGCCUCACCGCACUCCUAAACCUCGACUUAGAUGACUCUGAGGGACGCAUUAAUUUAGAAUCGACGGCAAAUGACAGUUUCCUGGAGUUAAUCGGCUGGGUUACUGGAUGCAUGCAACUAAAAACCAUUCGACUUAAUAGGUUUGUGGACGGCCCCGCCAUUAUGAGAGCCCUAUGUUUGGACGACAAGAUACGAUUGAAUAGCGUCACCCUCAGAGGUUAUCCCUUUGCCUAUAAUCAGGAGCUGCAUCGAUCUCUAGCCAACCAAACCGAAUUGAAGUCUUUGGAGCUCAGGGCAGAAACAGAUGACGACGACGAUGACAUUGAAGAUAUUGACAUCCUAGUCUCUUCACUCAGUUCACUAAAGGAGCUUCGAUACCUUAACAUACUCGACACUUCCAAUAACUUCCAAGGCCUUCAAGUCGAACUCCUCGCAGUUUCGCUACCGAAUCUUGAAGAUUUAUCAACCAGCGGCCAUACUAUGGGUGAUGAGGUUUGGGGAGCUAUCUCACAGCUAUACCAACUUCGAAGCCUGUCAUUUCACUCCAUGACGGCUUUCACAUUUGAUGGGAUAAUGAAGUACCUGUCUAAUCUACGGCAAAGUAAUUAUGGUAUUCACUUGUAUAUCAUGAACGCCACUGCUGAGAGCCGGCUGAGCCCUCACGAGCAGACAAUCAUUAAGCAGACACUCGAAAAAAGAGUCAAUGGGCGAUUCUCCUUCGUCCAAUACAGGGAGGUGGAAUCCGAUUUCGAUUCCGAAUCAGACUGAUAACAUGAACCUUGCCGCCAGUGUACAGUUAACAGGCCACAAUAAGGGUCUGGGGUUAGUGUACGUUGCCCGGUCUGUCGACUCGUGCCGUACUUUAUUAUCGAUAGCCCUCGAUGUCGUGUGUGCCCUACAUCUGGGGGGAUGUUGAAGUGCAAUUCAUUGCAAGGGCAACCAGAGUAUGCGUUAUGUACAGGUGGGGGAAAGGUUAUUAGGUUUUAAAGUAUAAUUAAGCCGGCCUAGUGUACUCUAUUUCUUGUUUGGAGUCUCGAUACACGAAAGACAGAGCGAUCUGGAUCUUUCCAAUGUUGUUGGUUGAGGUUUACUGUGCUCUUAUGUUAUGGUUGGUUUGUGUGACUAAUGGGGACUCGACCCCACUAUACAUCUGUCUGGAUAAUGUGGACCCCGCCAUCAGAUUAAUUAUUGAC